This is a messenger RNA of Marchantia polymorpha subsp. ruderalis, 5354 nucleotides long. Lineage: Eukaryota; Viridiplantae; Streptophyta; Marchantiopsida; Marchantiales; Marchantiaceae. The record is from the annotation of a GenBank genome assembly.
AGCCCCUGCCUCCGGGCGGGCGGGCGGGCGAGGAGGAGGAGGAGGAGGAGGAGGGAGGGAGGGAGGGAGGGAAGGAGGAAGCGGGUAUUUUGCGCUGAGGCUUCCUUCCUGGCUGCUGCUGCCAUCUCUGCCUCAUCCGUUGGUGGUGCUGGUGCUGCUGCAGCUUCUGAUGCUGCUGAUGAUGAUGCAGUUGCUGCACUGAUCCGGUGGUGGAGGUAGCUGUGCUGGAGCCCGGUGCCGAUGGUUGAAUGCGGGUCUGGGCCUGGGACUCUGGAAUCCAUGGGUGUCGUGGAUGUGCAUGUCAUGAGCAGUAGUGAGGAGGGUUGAGAUAUUAAAGUACCCGUAGAUCGGCAGGUGAUGCAGAACGCGUUGGGCACCAAGGCACGCCUGCAGACGGUAUGUACAUUAUAAUGGAGGCUGUGUGUGUGUGUGAUGAAACGGCUCAUGCUGUAAUUCGCGAAGCUGCUGUGGAUGGAAGGAAUAAUUAAAGAAUCCCCUGAGGUCUAGGAUUGGCAUCGGGAUUGGGAUUGGUUUGGGGGUUCCGGUUGGAGGCCGCGAGUGGGCUAGGGAAGCGGCAGGAACGGGGCCAGAUAUGGUAUUCGUUUCGAAUGUAGCACGAGGGGCGUUGGAUCAUGACCGACUGACAUAAGGGCCAAGGAACCUUCGCCAUUGUCGACCAAAUUGUGGAGAGGGCCCUGAUCGGUCAGUUGGGGGCUUCCCCUGCAACCCGGUUCUGGUUUUGAAGCUCCUGUAUGGUUAACUAGUUUCUCCAGGAUAUUGUGGUUCUGGUAGAUCGGUCAGAGUGGCAGCGAGCGUCGUGAAGAAAAGCUGCAGCAGGCUACGGGUCGCAUCGCCUCAAAAUUGACUCGAACUUGGUCCAUCUAUUUUGCAAUUCGCAUGUUCAUUCGGCUCGACCAAGCGGUGCGAUAAGAGGGAGCCACGGAGAAUGCGGUGGAUGACACCCGUUUGCAGGGAAAAUAUUGCGGAUCAAACUUUUGCUGAAUGUGAAAGUUUGUUGGGGUCCUAGUUUCACGACCACGCUUGUGGAACAGAGUAUGGGAAUAUUACUUACAUAAUGAAGAUGAUGCAGCUAGGGGUUUGAACGCAAAAGUAGAAUAGUGGCAACUUCAAUUCGUUGCUCUGCACAGCUCUUCGCCCGCAAUCUCGAGAGGAGGAAAUCUGAAUGGCAACUGAAAGCGUGGCAGCUCUGCCACUUAGCAAGGCCGUCCUGAGCAUGGAGAUUGACCCUCCGGGCAACGGCGCCGUACUAGGGAAUGUAGCCCCGGAGGACUGGCGCAAUGCCUUGAACAAGGUUGUUCCAGCUGUUGUUGUGCUUCGAACCACAGCAACAAGGGCAUUUGAUACUGAAGCUGCAGGCGCCAGCUACGCCACGGGAUUUGUUGUGGACAAGAGUCGGGGAAUUCUUCUAACAAAUCGACAUGUUGUCAGGCCAGGUCCAAUCGUGGCAGAGGCUAUGUUUCUUAAUCGUGAAGAGAUUCCUGUUUAUCCUGUGUAUCGAGAUCCUGUCCAUGAUUUUGGGUUUCUACAAUUUGAUCCAGGAGCCGUGCAAUUCAUGGAAUAUGAAGAAAUUCCUCUGGCGCCGGAAGCAGCAACGGUCGGCCUUGAGAUACGGGUGGUAGGGAAUGAUAGUGGUGAGAAGGUGUCGAUACUAGCCGGCACACUCGCCCGGUUGGAUCGGGACGCGCCUCAUUAUAAAAAAGACGGUUACAACGAUUUCAAUACAUUCUACAUGCAGGCAGCGUCAGGAACUAAAGGGGGUUCAAGUGGUUCCCCUGUAAUUGAUUGCAAGGGUCGUGCCGUAGCUCUCAAUGCCGGCAGCAAAUCGGCUAGCGCUUCUGCAUUUUUCCUUCCUCUAGAGCGAGUUGUUAGGGCCUUGAAAUCUUUACAGCAAACUAAAGAUGAAUCUAAAGUUGGAUGGCGUCCAGCAAGUAUCCCUAGAGGUACUCUCCAGAUGACUUAUGUACACAAGGGAUAUGAUGAAACGCGACGGUUAGGUUUGAAGCGAGACACAGAACAGACAGUCAGAGAAGCUUCUCCAGCUGGCGAGACGGGCAUGCUUGUCGUCGAUUCAGUGGUUCCGGGGGGACCUGCGCACAAACAAUUGGAACCGGGAGAUGUGCUUGUUCGUGUCAACGGUGAGGUGGUUACGCAGUUUCUAAAACUGGAGACCUUGCUGGACGACAAUGUGGGAAAGGACUUUGAGCUUGAGGUUGAAAGGGGUGGUCUAACUGUGAAUGUGACUUUGAAGGUCCAAGACUUGCAUUCUAUCACACCAAGCCACUUCUUGGAAGUCAGUGGUGGAGUUCUACAUGCUCUCUCAUAUCAGCAGGCACGGAACUUCCGCUUCACUUGUGGACUCGUUUACGUCGCUGAACCUGGUUACAUGUUAUCAAGGGCCGGGGUUCCAAAGCAUGCUAUUAUCAAGAAAAUGGCCGGGGAGGAGAUUUUGAAGUUAGAGAAUUUUAUCGCAGUUUAUGCCAAGCUUGCUAGAGGAGCUCGUGUUCCCCUGGAGUUUCAGAGUUACGCGGAUCGUCACAGAAGCAAGUCUGUGCUUGUCACCAUAGAUAGGCAUGAAUGGUACGCGCCUCCACUCAUUUAUACUCGCAAUGAUGCGACUGGCCUAUGGCAUUCGAAGCCUGCCAUACCGUGUCCAUCCAUUUCACCAGCUUCUCCCAACAUCCCGCUUGAUGCACCCUACGAUGAGAAGACUGAAACUAUUGAACCGACGUCGUCACCUGUCGGGGAAGCUGGUGCGGCAGACGGUGAUGUGUUACGGGCAAGUGUCGCUAGCAAAGAGUCCGGCGGUACAAGUCCAACUUUGCAAGGUGGGGAGGUAGUUGGAGCAGUCGCCUUGGACGGUCAGCCAACUGAAGCCGACAUUGGGAGGGUUGAGCCUAAAAGACGCCGUGUUCAAGAACUUGUUGGGGAUGAUGCUACCACUAUAACGGACAACGCUUCUGGAAGGGUAGAAGGAGGCACACUUUCAGCUAGGGGAACGGUGGAAAGUACUCAAACUGUAGACGAAAGAGGCGGAGCUCAUGGGUCGAGUGCGUCACUGGCCGAACACGUUAUUGAACCAACCUUGGUCAUGAUAGAGGUACAUAUACCUCCUUCGGCUAUGCUUGACGGAGUCCAUUCGCAACACUUUUUUGGUACCGGUUUAAUCGUCCACCACUCGCAAGAUUUGGGCUUGGUGGUCGUUGACAAAAAUACUGUGGCGAUUUCGGUUUCCGAUGUCAUGCUGGCCUUCGCUGCAUAUCCAAUGGAAAUUCCAGCCGAGGUAGUGUUCCUACAUCCCGUCCACAACUUUGCCAUAGUUGCAUACGAUCCAUCUGCCCUUGGACCGGCAGGGGCUGCCGCUGUCAAAGCAGCAGUCCUUCUUCCCGAGCCUGCUUUGCGGAGGGGAGACUCUGUCUACCUUGUUGGACUGAGUCGGAGUCUUCAAGCUACCUCAAGAAAAUCAGUUGUGACAAAUCCAGGAGCCGCCCUUAACGUGGGUGCUGCCGAUUGCCCCCGAUAUAGGGCGAUGAACAUGGAGGUUAUUGAACUCGAUACAGAUUUUGGCCAUGCAUUCUCAGGAGUUCUUGCCGAUGAGCUUGGGCGAGUACAGGCAUUGUGGGGGAGCUUUUCCACUCAGGUGAGACGGUCAUCGUCGAAGCGUAGCAAGUCCUCGGUGAAGUAUGGUGACAGCUCUCCUGAGGAUCACCAGUUUGUUCGUGGAAUACCCGUCUACCCUGUUAGUGAGGUUGUGGAGAAGAUAAUCAAUGGAUGCGAAGGAGGUCCACCUCUUUUGAUGAAUGGAUUAACGAGAUCAAUGCCUUUGAUUCGAAUCCUAGAAGUCGAGUUAUAUCCCACUCUUCUUUCCAAGGCUCGAAGCUUUGGCCUCAGCGACAAAUGGGUUCAGGCCUUGGUGAAGAAAGAUCCUGUCAGAAGACAAGUUCUUCGUGUCAAGGGCUGCCUUGCAGGUUCAAAGGCAGAGGGAAUAUUAGAGCAAGGUGACAUGCUGCUCGCAAUUAGCGGUGAGCCUGUUACAUGCUUCCGCGAUGUUGAGAAUGCAUGUCAACGGGCGGAUGCGUCUCAUGACGAAGCUGGAGCAGCCCUUAAAGUUACUGUGUUUCGACAAGGGGUCGAGAUGGAGCUUCUUGUGGAGACGGAUGUACGUGACGGCUUCGGUACUACCAGGAUGGUGAACUGGGCAGGAUGUGUAAUACAGGAUCCUCACCCAGCAGUUCGAGCAUUAGGCUUUCUUCCCGAGGAAGGUCACGGGGUCUAUGUGGCAAGGUGGUGCCAGGGUAGUCCUGUCCAUAGAUAUGGUCUAUAUGCAUUGCAAUGGAUCGUGGAGGUGAAUGGAAGACCAACACCGGACUUGCAGACAUUUAUAGAAGUAACUGAGGAUUCAGAGCAUGGAGCCUUUGUUCGUGUUAAGACGGUACACUUAAAUGGCAAGCCAAGAGUGCUUACACUAAAGCAGGAUCUGCAUUAUUGGCCAACGUGGGAGCUGCGCUUAGACUGUGGCACUGCUACCUGGCGACGUCGGACCAUAAAAUCCAACACAAAUCUUCAAAAUUCCCCAGUUCAACGGGAACAGGAUAGCAUCGUGCUUCUGCAGCCUGAGCCUCCGGUGAAUGGCGAAAGUGAAGGCAACAGCAGUGAAGGUGGUGCCGAACCUGGAUCCGAAUGAAAGUACUUACCCAGAGAUCAGAGGACGAAUUGUGUAUGUAAAUUUAUUCGAGACACCAACCUCGGGAGGAAAACCUUUUGUCGAUGUAGAUUAUGAUAUCCAGAUGAAUAUAUCGUCUACAUCGAUUCUGACACUGUAAUUGGAUAGAUUUUUUGAGCUCCUUGUGAAAUUAAAUGCCCUUGCGUCUUAAAGGUAUUGCGUUCCAUCAUAUCCAAAUGUGUCAGUCUAGCAGAGAUAAUACCUCUUUUCCCCUUAUUAAAAACCGAAACGUUCGACGUUCCACUGCCAAUAGAGACUUGCAGUGGAACGUGUCCCAACUUUUACACGUUUUUAGCCUAACUUCUUCGCACCUGUGGUGGGGCGUCUUUGUCAAAUGCUGGACCUGACCAAUCCAAUCAAAGAUACCGCUCCUGCAGUAUCGUGGAGUUUGUGGCCAGCCAACUUCCUCCAUUCUUGUUCAUAGACAUUGUGCUCUGUUGCUCACGACACCAUUACAUCUCUUAUAUUUUGCACUCUGGAUCCCAGAAUCGACUCAUUUGGAUCCAACGAUUUCAUUAUAUGAUCGGAUUGGCACUUGGUGGAAGUAACCAGUAUUUUGAUUUUCAUUUGAAUUAGAGGACGUUAAUAAAUUUUAAGAGCAUUUUCUUCUGGC